Molecule: messenger RNA, 9480 nt
Organism: Acanthopagrus latus (yellowfin seabream)
Lineage: Eukaryota; Metazoa; Chordata; Actinopteri; Spariformes; Sparidae
Exons: 17
Coding region: 1009-8286 (2425 amino acids)
Biological process (GO): homophilic cell-cell adhesion
Cellular component (GO): desmosome; plasma membrane
Molecular function (GO): calcium ion binding
Source: RefSeq, a predicted model, not a curated record
GAGGCCAUGAAGGAUAGCAGCGGUGCGUCCUCCAAAAACAGGGAAAAGAAGGAGCGUUUGUGGGCAGCAUCUGGAGGAGCCUUCAGAUUGGGACAGACUUCGUGCUGUGUUGUGAUGUAAUUGGCCUUCAGAUGCUCCUCUGAAGGAUGCAGACCCUGAACUGAGACACAGCAACAGUGCAGCCAGUGAACGACACCUGUCAGACCGUAAAGCUGUGAUCAACAAACACGUGUUUGGAAAGUCACAGGAACAAGGAUAUAAAAUAGGAAUUUUUUGUCAAAGCCUUUGAAAAGAGUCAGAUACAUUCCAAAAGAGCUGGUCCUGAACUGGGUCAGUCGCAAAAAGCAGAUGUUCAGUUGCUUUUCUGUUAUAACACGUUUAAAGACAGAAAGUGAGAAGAAUCUGACGCAGUCAUCAUAAAUUAUCCAAUUAGUUAAAAGAUGUGCAUCCGAUCUGUAAAGUUACUGUGCACCAGAACGUGGACAACACCACCAUCAUUGGCCGAAUUACAAAGAACAAAGAGAGCAGAAGUGCUCUGAAGUUUGGCUCUAUGGCAGCGGAUACUUCUGCUCUUCAGUCAGUAAUGUGGAUUGUUACACCUUACGUGACAUAAGUGCUGUCACCGCGGUGGACAGGAGGUCGCGUGGCUCGUCCUGCUCAGUCGCCUCCUGGAUCCACACACUUUUUAUAUAUCAUAACUUGUAUCAGAUAUUCUGUCAAUGCAACUCGUUGUUCUUUUCUGUACAUGCGACAUCGACUGUGUGUCUGUCCGUCCUGGGAGGGAGAUCCUCCCCUGUGGCUCUUCUUGAAGUUUCUUCCAUCUUUUCUUUUCUCAGAAUGUGAAGUUUCUCCUCACUAGACUUGAAGGUCAGAGGUCGGAGGAUGUGGUUCACUGUACGGACCUCAGCUUUAACCAGAACGUAUUUAAAGACUCAUCGGUUUUGCCCCGUUUGGACCUCUGGAUUCUGAUGAGCGCAGGCAGCCGUGUGCCUCGGCUUCCCUGCACUCAUGGCUCGGCUCUCUCUGGCAGAACUGGGCCUGCUGCUUCUGUUGGUGCUGGCCUUGAUAACCACUGCUGAGGCAAGACGAAACAGGCAAAAGACACUGAGGAGGAGGAAGAGAGAAUGGAUCCUUCCUCCUUCUAAGCUCUAUGAGAACACCGACUACAGGAACCGGUCGUUCAUUGCUAAGAUUCGCUCUGAUAAAGAGCAACUGGACAAAGUGAGGUAUUCUCUCACAGGAGUAGGAGCUGACCAGCCUCCCUACAACCUGUUUGUUGUGAACCCUGUCACUGGCUUUGUACGCAUCACCGAUAUGGUGGACCGGGAGAAAUACCCAUCCUACAAUCUAACAGGUGUUGCCAAAUUCUUAAAUGGGUCCAUGGCAGAGCCUGAAAUACCGCUGGUUGUCCAAAUCCUGGACAUGAACGACAACGCUCCUUACUUUGAGUUACAUUCUGGCAACAUCACAGAGUCCAGCGAAAGAGGAACCUUUGUGAUGCAGAUCGAGGGGAAGGAUGAAGACCAGGAAGGAACAAUUAAUUCAGAGCUUUCCUAUAAAAUCAUCAGUCAGGAGCCAAAAGGCCACGAAGACAUGUUCUAUAUAGAGCAGAAGACGGGCAAACUGUUUGUCAGGGAGCCAACACUGGACAGAGAGACUAUUGACUUCUAUAAACUGGUGAUAACUGGGACUGAUAUGGCAGGGGGUCCGACCGGGCAAGUAGGGACUGGAACCGUGGAGAUCAAGGUCCUGGACAUCAACGACAACUUUCCCACUCUGGAAAAAUCUGAGUACCAAGGCUCAGUGGAUGAAAACGUUAAGGAUGUUGUUGUGAUGAGGAUCAAAGCUCUGGACAAAGACCUCAAAUUCUCGGACAACUGGACCACUGUCUUUAAAAUCGAAAAAGGAAAUGAGGACGGGCUCUUCUCUAUUGAGACGGACAAAACCACCAACGAGGGCAUCCUGAAGCUGAUUAAGCCUGUGGACUUCGAAGAAGUCCAGAAUCUUGAGCUUGGCCUCUCCAUCGAAAAUGUAGCUCCUUUUGUUGAGGGUGGUCCAAUAAUGAUGGAUGUGGGCGUUCAGGCUGGAGAGGGUAACCCUAUGGGAGCUGGAGCUGGUGCCGGAGCCGGUGCCGGAGCCGGUGCUGGAGCCGGUGCCGGUGCCGGUGCCGGUGCAGGUGCUGGAGCCGGAGCCGGUGCUGGUGCCGAUGCCGAUGCCGAUGCCGAUGCCGAUGCCGGAGCUGGUGCUGGAGUUGGUGUUGGUGUCGGAGUUGGAGUCGGAGCUGGUGUGGGAUUGGGUGCAGAUUUGGGAGUAGAUGCUGACGUAAGUGCAGAGUUGGAUGCAGGACUUAAACCUGAGUUAGGGCUAGGGCCAGUUGGGGCUGGACUAAAGCCAGGCGGCAAACCACGUCCAAAGCCGAAGUCAAAGCCAAAGCCAAAGCCAAAGGAAAAGCCAGAUCCAAAUAAACCAAAGAGCUAUCCCAUUAAGAUAGCAGUAAAUAACAUGCCAGAGGGUCCAGCAUUUAAACCCGAAACCAAGAAGGUUCCUGUAUCAGAAGAUCCAAAUGAUCAACCUGAGGAUGGUGUGAUCACCGUGUUCGCUGCCAUCGAUCCAGACACAGGAAAAGUCGCUGAAGAUGUAAGUUAUGCCAAAGCCUAUGACCCAGAUAACUGGUUUACCAUCGAUGAGAAGACAGCUGAGAUUAAACUCAACAAGCAGCCGGAUAGAGAGUCGCCCUUCUUGAAGAACGGCACCUACAUUGCCAAGAUUCUGGCCAUGACUGACGACAUGCCAUCAAAGACAGCCACGGGAACAAUAGCCAUUCAAGUCACCGACUCCAACGACCACUGUCCCACCCUGGCCGCCAGUCGCAGCAGUGUGUGCGAUAAUAAAAAAACUGUUUAUGUCACCGGCUUUGACGAGGACGCGAGCCCCAACGCUGCUCCAUUCAAAUUCAAAAUUAUACCUGAUGGGACACGUGGUAACUGGGAAAUAGAAGUCAUCAAUGCCACGACUGCUGCCGUUCACUCACUUGAGGCUCUGUGGCCUGGCAAGUAUGAGCUGCAGCUGGAGGUGUUCGAUGCUCAGGGUCUGUCCUGCCCAACCCAUGAAGUGUUCACUCUGGACGUUUGCACCUGUGUGGACACAGAAGACUGCGGCAGCAGAAAAACAGGAGCCUUAAAAGGAGACGGGACGACGACCACAUCGUCUAAUUUCUCUGGACCAGCCAUUGGCCUGAUGCUAGUGGGAAUAUGCUUACUGAUGUUCAUCCCUCUUCUCCUGCUGUUCUGCCAGUGUGGAGGAGCGGACACCAUCUUUCCUGACCAGUUUAGCGAUCUGCCAUUUGACGCCAAGGAGCAUCUCAUUUCCUACCACACUGAAGGCAAAGGCGAAGACAAGGAAGUGCCACUCCAAAGCAUCCCUGUCAUGUUGGCUAAACAGACGAAAGUUGAAACAGCAGCAGCACCAAACUUCAGCAGCGCUCCUUCGAGAUUCACUGAAACUCAUCAGGCGACAUCCUACCAUGAAUCUUUUCAGAAGUUUCAGGAAACCAGCCAAAGUUUGACAGAAUUCGACAACUCCUACUUUUUAUCAAGGGGAUCGUUCAACCAGGGCAGUGCUGCAUACAGGCAAACACAUGGCACCCAACACAUCACAGCUCUGUACGACGAAAUUGCCCUACCUGACACUUUCCUCGAGCAAUACUACACGCAGAAAGCGGUAUGUUCAGUGCCAGUGAAGGACAGUCUGCUGCUGUAUGAUUAUGAGGGCAAGGGCUCAUCUGCUGGCUCAGUGGGCUGCUGCAGUCUCCUGGAGUCUGACAACGACCUGCAGUUCAUCAACAACCUUGGGCCAAAGUUUAAGACUCUGGCUGAGAUCUGUGUUCCUCCUCCUCCUCCUACACCAACACCCAAACCCUCUGUGACAGCCAAAGUAGUAAAUACUGUCAAAGCCACUGUUGACAUUGUUGAACCGGUUGUUAAGCCUAAAAUUGUUGAGACAAAACAUACCGACAUAAAGACAGAGAAAGUCGUGUCAUCAACUAACAUCUCAAAAUCUUCAGUCAGCACUGUCAGCUCUGCCCUGUCAUCCACGACACCUCCUCACUCCAAGGUUACUAACAUCAGUCAUUCCUCCAACAUCAGUCAGUCUGCUACUCUGCCUCAUCAAACUCAGAGAAUGGUUCUACAGCAGCAGCCAGUUUACUACACUACCAGUCCUGUACUACAGCCCAUGCACUAUGUAGUUCAACCACAGCUUCAGAACACAGUUCUGCUGGCAGAUGGGAUGCAUGGUGCCAAUUUUCCAGGCUAUUAUGUAGUCAGUGGACCCCAGACUUCUUCCUCUAGUCUUGUAAUUGGUGGACCCCAGACUCCUUCCUCUGGACUUGUAAUCAGUGGUCCCCAGAGUCCCUCGUCCAAUAUCGUUAUUGGUGGUCCCAAGAGUUCCUCCCCCAGUAUCGUUAUUGGUGGUCCCCAGAGUUCCUCCUCCAGUAUCGUUAUUGGUGGUCCCCAGAGUCCCUCCUCCAAUAUCGUUAUUGGUGGUCCCCAGAGUCCCUCCUCCAAUAUCGUUAUUGGUGGUCCCCAGAGUUCCUCCUCCAGUAUCGUUAUUGGUGGUCCCCAGAAUCCUUCCUCCAGUCUCGUAAUUGGAGGACCCCAACAUCCCCCUUCUGGGCUUAUCCUCCAGGGCUCAAUGAGCCCUAAAAGCCCUGGUAGCCCCACUAGCCCAGUCAGCCCCACCCUGUUGCUACCUGUGAGCCCAGGUGUGCCUCAGGGCUCAGGCCCUGUGGAUGGCUGGAAAGUGAUAGGACCAAAUCCUAAUGGUAAUUACAUGUUAGUUAUGGAUAAGAAGAGUCCGAGGGACACAGAUGGCGGGGACCCAGGCUCAUCUCAGGGCACUUUGCCCAGAGGUGCUAUCCUGGUAAAAGAGGCUGCUCCCCCUCAGGGGGCGUUCGGCCCAGCAGCCAUGGGGAAUGUGUGUACUGUUCUGCCGGGACACACUCUUGCUAAUGCAGCGGGUGUUGUUGCUGUAAAUAGAAAUUUGGGGCAAUCAUGGAUUGGGCAGUCUGGGCAGAUGGGGUUAGGGCCGGUCGCUGUUUUGGGGGUUGGUGCUGGGCAACCACAAAUGGGAAUGGGACAGGUAGUUACAAUGAAGCCAGAAGGCAGGCAAACUGGAAUUCGGCCGUCUGAGAUGAGUUCAGUUGGGAUGAGGCAGGUCAGCGUAAACCAGUUCCAUACAGUUCCUCCACUGGAGCAAACAGUGGAUGCCAGUGGUAUUCCAAAAGCAUGUAGAAUAGAUUUACCGAAGGAAGGCGGGACCAUCAAUGAUGUAAAUAGCGUCAUCACUCCUCCGCCUUUAAAAGAAGAUAUUAAGACGCAAGCUGGCCACAGUGCAUCUGAAGACAAUGAGAGUUUUCAGGCGUAUCCAACACAAACAUCAGUUGCUAAUCUUGAGAAAGAUGCUGUGAAAUCAUUACCGGGGCCAGAUGUACUGCAGACAUCAUUAGAGCAGUUUGGCACAGUGGCAGAGAAACCAGGAGAUACAAUGGAAGAAAUAGUGUCAGGUCAGAUGAAUGAAAUCCCAGAAGCUCCAUCAAGCAAUUUAACAGAUGUAAUAAGUCUGACAGCAGAAUCCAAACACCUGCAAGAAAACACAGAGGAAGAAACCAAGGCCCCACAACCUGAGCAGCAGGAGAAUCAUGUUUCCUCCGAAGGUUUUUCCAAGGAAGAUAACUCUGUGGUCCCUGAAAUGUCCUCCAAAGAAGAUGUCCUACCUGGAUCACAUGUUACUGAUUUAGUUAAUACAGAAGCAGAGAUUGAAGAGACAAUAGCAUCUCCUCAAGAAGAAGAAGCCGCUACUUCAGACGAUCAAACACAUUGUAGCACAGUGAAACCUGUUCAGCUCAGCAUACCUGAAGGUCCAAAUGACGUAGUUGAAGCUGAAGUUUCGUCAGAACCACAAUCGAAUGAAGUCACAGAGGAUCAAAGUGGACGGGAGCUUGAUGAAGAGGUCACUCCAGCACAGACAGACGUUUCAGACAUUGAAACACGUCAGGUUAUUGCAGCAUCUGAUAGUAUCGAGGCAGAAGAAAAUGUGGAGGAAAGUGUCACCAGUCAAGCACAUGAAGAGGCUGAAGCUGAGAAGGAGCAAUUGUUAGAUUCUGGAGGGGGACUCAGUUGUGUGGAAGGUGAACUGUCAGUAACAGAUGCUGUGAAUGAAUCUGAAGCAGGGCCCGACCCUGAUCAGAACACAGUGCUGGAACUACAGGUGAAUCCUAGUGAAGCAAACACACAUAUUGUUGAUGCUGAAGCAAAACCACCAUUGCAGACUGUGUGCCAUGAGGAAGAAGAUCUGGAGACUUCAGAUUUGAUGUCCACAUCAGAAGAAAUUGGAAAUGCACAAGCAGCGGGCUCGGAUUUACCAACCAUUUCAACAUCAGGGCAACUUCUACAUACAGCAACAGACAUUGGCCACAAUGAGGAAGAUGAUGAUGAUGAUAAUACAACAACAGAGGCAGGAGGAGAAAAGGAUCAAGGUGAAGGUGGUACAACUGAUGAAAAGGAACAGGAGAUAAGUAUGGAGGAAGAAGUGUCACCGCAGAGUUUAAGCGCCUCAGAUGACCAAGAUGAAGAAAUCGAAAGACAAGAUGCGUUGAGCACAAGUUCUCAGAUGGAGGAUAAGUUCAUCUCUGACGACAGCGUAUGUGAUGAAGAGAAAGACGAGGCUGCUGUGGAGGAAAUUACUUCACCUGCAGAGCAAAAUAUAGUUAUCUCAGAAGACCAAGACCAAGAGAGUGUGCAAGAAGAUGAAUCUCACAAGAGUUCACCAGCUGACGAAUCCUUUAUUGCAGACAAUGCAGGCGAGACUGUGGAGGUAGUGUCAUCACCACUACAGCAAAAUGUUAGCAUCACAGUCGACCAAGAUGAAGAGAAUGAAAGAGAAGCUGCGUCACGAAGAAGUCCUCCACUGGAUGAUCUGCUCAUCUCAGACGACAGCAUGAGAGAGGGAACGGAAGAGGAGGAAGAGGUGCCACAGCAAACGACUCGCAUCUCAGAUGAAGACGAAGACAAAAAAAAAGAAGACGCUUCUGAAACAGGUUCACAAGAGGAGGACAAGCUCAUUGCAGUUGACAGCGAUGGAGAGAAAGAGGUGCCACCCACACAGGAGCAAGAUGGAGAGAGCGACAGAGAAGAUGCACAGGGAACAAGUCUUCAGUUGCAGGAUCAUGUCACGUGCUCAGAUAACAAAUGUGAUGCUGAAAAGCAGGUUAUUGUGACGUCACCUUUGCAGCACAACACAAGUGUCCCAGACCAACAUGAUGACCAAGAUGGUGAAGAGGCAAAAGAGGAGACAUCAGUCACAAGUUCUCACUUAGAGCAAGAAGGCAUAAGGCCUCACGAGAUGUUAGAAGAGGACGCACCUUCUCUAGAGAGUGAAUGUUUGGAGAUCAGUCAGGAAGCAACACUGACGGUGACCGAGACUCAAGAAAUACUUUGUGAUGUUACAACACAUGAAAUAAAACAAGGAAUUGACUCUUCUCAGACACGUGAUGUAGCUCUUGAUGUUCCUGAGAGACAAGAUGCUGUAGGUGUAGAUCGAGCGGGUGGUGCUAACAUGGAGGGUUUGGAUGAUGUGGUCCCGUCUGCAGACGAACUCAGAUCAGCCAGGGUGGCCACAGGGCAGGUGUCUAUGUCCAGUAAAGACAUGGAGACCAGUGAAGGCAUGAUGGGGUCUGGACAGGCAGCUGAGGGGGAAACAACCCGGUCUGAUUACCAGAACACUCAGACUGAGCAGAGUGAGGGUGGAGAUCUGACUGUGGAUAAAGGCAGAGAAGAGAUCGUUUAUGACCAAGAGAUCAGAGAGGGAUUAGACAGUGCAUCCACUCAGGUAUCAUCAACAUAUAAUUCAGAGACUGAAGUGAUCGAUGAGACCUUGUGUUCGGUGCUGGAAACAGGCCCAGGCUCAGCAGAGACAGGAGCUGCAGGUUUGAUUGCAACAAGUGAAGCAGCCGAAGAGGCUGAAUACUUUGUUCAGAGUCAGAUGAUUGUAGAAGCAGCGGCGGCGGCGGCAGCAAGCCCAAACACAGUGAAGGAAGCUGGUUCGACCGAGGUAGAGUUGAAAUCUCCCCAUGAUGCGAGUGUGUCUGCUGCUGCAGGUGCAGGUGAGGUGAGUCCUGUUGAGCUUCAGACAGUCAUCAGCCAAACUCCUCGGAACAAAUCCAGAAAGGGGAAAAAAGACUCCAUCAAAAGUCCAAAAAGCCCGUCUGGAAAGUGUAAGCAACAGUGACUUCCUUCAGUUUGAAGCCGUGUUAACAAAUAUACUAUAGUUCCCCUUUACCUUCAAAUACGGAGGAUGUACGACACAGUUCAGGGGGAAAUUUCUAUCAGUCAAUUUAAAUCUGCAGCAACCUUUUUAACAAAAGCUUCCUCUUGAAGGUCAAACCCUCUGGACUCUCACCUGUCACUGAAAACUUUAAAUACCAAUGGAAAGUGUGUGGAAUGUGUUUUGCUUGUGUGUCAAUUAAUCAUAAUCAAAAAAUGUAAUGCAGAUUUUAUAGUUUGGAUUGUACAAAUCACUGGUGUGUUUCUGGUGGUGGGACAACUCGUUUCUUUACAGUUAUCUUCCACAUUUAGCGGUUAAGGAAUCAUAAAUGAGUAUUUGGUCAUUAUUAACUCUCCCUCAUGCCGACGGAUUCUCCUAAACACUGAAGUAGAAAGGCACUUUUUUAAAAAGAAAAGUAAAAACACAUAAAGUGGCUCCAUACAGUCUGGCUGUCACACAGUGGAGGAUAAAAACUCUCUGUUGGCACUGAGGCGAGUAGAUAGAGUUAAAAAUGUGGUGAGCUGAUCCUUUUAAUGUCUCACAUAAUGUAUCCUUUUCUUUGACUGUUUAACCACAAUUGUGUCGGAGGCGUCUCUUCCUACUCUGCAUUAGAUGAAAUGUAAACGUUAACGAGACAGAACAUGUUGAACAGGUUGUGAGAGAUAAGCUGCUUGUCUGCUCCUGCAUGUGGGGGCUGGUGAGUUACAGCAGAAGAUUUGUGUCUUGUCAGGUGAUUAUUCUUUUCCCCUAUAUCACUAUUUUUUUUAGUAAAAACUCAUUUUGUGAAUUCUGAAUACUGUCUUCAUUUCAUUUAAGAAGUCAGGCUGUUGGACACACAGUAACACACAGUCAGUGUGCUUUUUCCUUUUGUUUUGUUCCUUUUUUCUCCUUUUUAAACUUGUAUAAUAAGAGAAUCUGACGGUGUCUUAGAGGUUACUGAGCUCGCUCAGCUUCAACCUGUAAUUACAGGCAAGCAGCUUGAUGGACGAGAUAACCGAAGCAGCCGCUCCUCCAAAGACAUCAUCCCUGACUCAAACGUCACUGUACACCGAAAGACUAAUACUUUAACACAUUCGAGUUCAGAUUCUGUAUUGUUUUUAUCACAAUACUUGCUGCCAUGAAGAUUAUUUUAAAGGACUGAGAGCAAUAAAGAAAUUC